Molecule: messenger RNA, 939 nt
Organism: Trachemys scripta elegans
Lineage: Eukaryota; Metazoa; Chordata; Testudines; Emydidae
Product: olfactory receptor 8S1-like
Exons: 1
Coding region: 1-939 (312 amino acids)
Biological process (GO): G protein-coupled receptor signaling pathway
Cellular component (GO): membrane
Molecular function (GO): olfactory receptor activity; G protein-coupled receptor activity
Source: RefSeq, a predicted model, not a curated record
AUGACAAUGAAAAAUCAAACCACAGUGACCGAAUUUAUCCUCCUGGGACUUUCCAGUGACCCACAGAUGCAGAUUUUCCUCUUCUUGGUGUUCUUAGUUAUUUACCUAAUCACUCUGGGUGGUAACAUAGUGAUCAUGGUGGUGAUAAGAGCUGAUUCUCACCUUCACACCCCUAUGUACUUCUUCCUCUUCCAUUUAUCCUUUGUUGAUAUCUGCUAUUCCUCAGUCACAGUGCCUAAUAUGCUGAUGAACUUCCUAGCAGAGCACAAAACUAUUUCUGUCAAUGGCUGCAUUGCCCAGAUGUUCCUUUUCAUCCUCUCGGCUGGUACUGAAGCUUUCAUUCUCUCAGCCAUGGCUUAUGACCGCUAUGCUGCCAUUUGUGACCCAUUGCGUUAUGUGGAGACAAUGAGGAAAGGGAUCUGUGUUCAGCUGGUUAGUGGUGCAUGGAGCAUGGGCUUCUUCUAUGCCCUUCUUAAUACAAUUUUUGCCCUCAAGUUGCAUUUCUGUGGGCCCAAUCAAAUCAGCCAUUUCAGCUGUGAGCUCCCUCCUCUCUUACAACUGUCCUGCACUGACAUCCUCACCAAUCAAGUGGUGCUACUUAUUUCUGCUUUGGUAUUUGGGUUGAGCUCCUUCCUCCUCACUCUAAUCUCCUAUAUUCACAUCAUCUCCACCAUCCUGCAGAUACGCUCCACGGAGGGCAGGCGUAAAGCCUUCUCCACCUGCAGCUCCCACCUAAUUGUGGUUGGCUUGUUGUACGUGACAGGUUUUCUCCAGUACACAAAACCCAGCUCAGUCUCCUCUGUGGUUUUGGAUGAAAUGUUCUCCAUCCAGUACAGCAUCUUGACACCCUUGUUAAACCCCAUUGUCUAUAGCCUGAAAAACAAGGAGGUGAAAACAGCUCUAAGGAAUAUAUUGUGGAAAUUCAGGUUUCUCAAUUAG